Panicum virgatum (switchgrass) is the source of this 633-nucleotide messenger RNA. Its product is annotated as exonuclease 3'-5' domain-containing protein 2-like. The transcript has a single exon. Lineage: Eukaryota; Viridiplantae; Streptophyta; Magnoliopsida; Poales; Poaceae. Gene Ontology annotation, molecular function: nucleic acid binding; 3'-5' exonuclease activity. The coding region runs from base 1 to 633 and encodes 210 amino acids. Gene Ontology annotation, cellular component: nucleus; cytoplasm. The record is from RefSeq and is a predicted model, not a curated record. Gene Ontology annotation, biological process: nucleobase-containing compound metabolic process.
AUGUCGAGGCAUGUAUGGGUUCCAUUCGAGCGGAAGCUCCUCAGCACGACGGUAACAUGUGACACGACGGUGGCGGCGAGUUUUCUGCAAGAAAUCCAAGGUACCCUACCAAAACGCCGCAUGAUCGUUGGAUUGGAUACCGAGUGGAAAAUGCCCGAUGGCAACGGCUUCAAGACGGCCCUCUUGCAGUUGUGUGUUGGAACCAGUGUGCUUAUCUUCCAGGUCCUCUAUGCCGCCGCCGGCGACCUCCCCGAAGUCUUGAAGAGGUUUCUGACAGAGGAGAACCACAUCUUCACCGGUGCACACAUAGAGAACGACGUGAAGCGGCUGCAGGAGGACUUCGGCGUCACAAUAAGCAAUCCAACUGACCUCCAAAUUGCAGUCCCCCAAGCCGCUACCAGAUAUGAGUACCUCGGAGGAACCCAUCCCAUUCACGGACGGCGUCGUUCGUCGCUCGAGAAGAUUGCGAGAGAAGUACUGAACCUACCUCAUCUCCAGAAGAUGGACGCCGACCAAACAAACUGGCACGCACAGGAUUUGGACACCUUGCAGGAGACAUACGCCGCCGAAGACGCGUACCUGUCCUACAAGAUUGCAAAUCAACUAGUGAUCAAGGAUGGCUAUAGAUUUUAG